AUGGAACAAACCUUUACUAUUGAGUGUCCUCCCUUUGAGGUUAAGAUCUCUCACUGGGACAGGAUACUGCCUCCGACACACUCGAAGCGCAUCCUCUGCUUUUCCCUCCCCGUCAACACCGACAGAGAGCAGCUGACCGACUACCUCCACAUCGCCUUCCACCACACCGUCCAGCGCUUCCCCGUGCUGGCAGGUUCUGUUGUUCCAUUCUCGGCAGACCAAGGAGGACGGCCCUGGCUUCGCAACAUCGUCCCCGAAGGCGCCGCCCGCCUCAUCGUCAAGGACCUGUCGGAUGAGCUCAGCUUUGCCGACCUGGCCGAGGCCAACUUCUCGCAACAUCUCCUGAACACCGAGCAGCUCUGUCCCCUCCCGGAGGUCGGAUACUUUGCCGCGGAGCGGGUCGACGUCUGCCGCUUCCAGGCAAACUUCAUCCGAGGGGGCCUGCUCCUUGUCGUUUCCAUCAUCCACAAUGCUGCCGACGGCCGCGGGGUGACCGAGAUCAUCAAGAUCUUCGCCGAAGAGCUCUGCAAGGCUCAGUCCGGCGAGACCGGUCAUCCUCUUCAGCAGAGAACCGAGGUGUACCGCUCUGACCGGACAGCCUUCGUGUCGGGCCAGGGGAUUCCCGGCGCCAUCGAACGCCACGCCGCGUGGACAUCUUCGCCGUCCAACGCCCAUGCACAGAUUCACAAUGUAGAGAAUUCCUGCCACACCUUCCGCAUCAGCGCCACGGCCCUUUCCCAGCUCAAAAACACGCUCUCCGCCACCUCCCAGGGCCCAGAAGAUUGGUUUUCCACCAACGACGCCAUAUCCGCCUUCAUCUGGCGCAGCAUCAUGGUCGCACGGCAUCGCGCGGGCAUCCUCGAUGCGGACGCAACCACCUACGUUGCGCAGCCCGUGGACUGCCGCCGGCACCUCAACAUCACCGAACCCUACUUUGGUAACGUCAUCUACAUGACCAAGUCAUCAGUUGCGCUGUCUGUGCUUGCGGAUCCAGAGACCGGCCUUGCCGAAGCGGCUCGGGCCCUGCGCACCGAGCUCAGGGGCCUGACAGGCGACAAAUUCCGGGAUCUGGUCGGGUACGCAGAGCGGACGGCGCUCGAAGCCCACACGCGGCUUAACAUUCUCGAGUCCAUGGCGACAUCGGGGAUUAUCCUGACCAGUCUUUUUAAGAUGGACCUGCACGCCAUGAACUUUGGGCCGAUCUUUGACGAUGGACAUAUCAAGGCGCUGCGCCUCCCGGCGAGGGGCACUCAGGCAGGGGCUGUCAUCGUGCUGCCCCGGGUGCCGGAUGGGAGCUGCGAGUUCAUGGUGACGGAGCAGGAGAGUACAAUCGAGUGUCUGCGGGCCGAUCCGUUCUUUGCACGGUUCACGGCAGAUAAGCCUGCCGUUACUGACGUCCAGGAGAAAGAGCCAGCGAAGGUCGAACCGGUUGCGCAUGAGCAGCCCCUUGUCGCUCAGCAUGACAGCACGCCGAUUCCCACUGACCUCUCAAACAAAGAUAUCCCCCCUGCAACUGAGCUACCCAGUGACGGACCCAAUGGUUUACACCCUCCGGCGUCGCUCGAUGUGGCAACACAGGGGCUCAGCGACCUCCGCCUCAUCCCCUCCAACGCAAAAACCCUCUCUACACUAACGGUAACCCGCAUCCUCGCACCACAUGCCGGUACCAUCAAAAUCCUCCAGCUGCACCGUCCGGACGCCAAAAACGCCAUCUCCUGGCAAAUGCUCCGCGAGCUUAGCAGCGAAAUCGAAGAGAUUCACCACGAAUAUCACGCGAACAAGACGCGCGCCCUGAUCAUCGCCAGCGCGGUCGACGGUAUCUUCUGCGCUGGAGCUGACCUCAAAGAGAGGAAGCAAAUGACACCAGCCGAAACGAAGUCCUUCUUGACCAGCCUGCGCGCUGUGUUCUCGCGGCUCGCAGCGCUGCCUGUCCCCUCGAUCGCGUGUGUCUCGGGCAAGGCGCUGGGCGGGGGGCUUGAGCUGGCGCUGUGCUGCCACCUGCGUGUCUUUGCAGCUGAUGCCGUUGUUGCGUUGCCCGAGACCAGGCUGGCGAUUAUCCCCGGUGCGGGGGGGACGUACCGGUUGCCCAAUAUUGUUGGUGUCUCCAAUGCUCUGGACUUGGUUUUAACGGGGAGGUCGGUGCCAGCGAAGGAGGCUGCUGCCAUGGGACUGUGUAAUCGGCUUGUGGGGAUUGAGGGUAAUGAAGAGGCGCAGAAGGGUCUGGCCUUGGAGGCUGGACUUCAGUUGGCAGAGAAUAUAUGCAAUGCUGGGCCGUUGGCGGUGCGAGCGGCUAUCAGCGCGUUGACAUAUAGCUGCGAGGCGGUUGAGAAUGCGGCGUACGACUCCGUUCUCAUGACCAAGGAUCGUAAUGCAGCUUUGGAGGCAUUUAGCGAGAAGCGGAAGCCCAUUCUGAUCGGGGAGUAG
This is a messenger RNA of Aspergillus pseudoviridinutans, 2424 nucleotides long. RefSeq lists its product as uncharacterized. Gene Ontology annotation, biological process: fatty acid beta-oxidation. Lineage: Eukaryota; Fungi; Ascomycota; Eurotiomycetes; Eurotiales; Aspergillaceae. Gene Ontology annotation, cellular component: mitochondrion. Bases 1 to 2424 code for a protein of 807 amino acids. The record is from RefSeq and is a predicted model, not a curated record. Gene Ontology annotation, molecular function: enoyl-CoA hydratase activity. The transcript has a single exon.